AUGGCUAAGAAACAGUAUAAACAACAGAGUAAACAAGAGGUAGACAGUGAUUUGGAUGAAGUAGAUGCUUUUAAUGCUAAUAGAGAAAAGAUAUUAUUAGAUGAAGCUGGUGAAUAUGGUAGAAAUAAUCAAUCAGAUGAUGAUAUUUCAGAAGAAGAAGUAAUGGGAAUAGAUGAAGAAGAUAGUGAAAAUGAAAGUGAUAAUAUAGAACAAGAUGAUGAAGAUGAAGAAGAUGAAGGUAUUGAAGAGGAAGUAGAAGUAGAAAAUUGGGGUGGUAAAAAAAAUUAUUAUGGUGGUGAUGAUGCUAGUGAUAAUGAAGAAUCUAAACAAAUGACAGAAGAAGCAAUAAGACAACAAAAGAAACAUUUACAAGAAUUAGCAAUGGAUGAUUAUAUUGAUGAAGAAAUGAUGGAAGAUUGGCAAAAGAAAGCUGAAUCUUAUGAUAAAAAAGAUACUAAACAACAAGUUAUAAUCGAUAAUACCACUUCAAUAGAUAAAUUAGAUGAAGAGGAACAAGUUAAAUUAUUAAAACAAUCAUUUCCAGAAUUUAUACCAUUAACUAAAGAAUUUAAUCAAUUGAAUGAAAAAUUGGAAUUGUUAAAAUCACAAGAAUCAAAUAAAUUUAUAGAAGUUAAAAAAGUUGCAUUAGCAGGUUAUCUAAGUUCAAUUUCAUCAUAUUUUGCAAUUUUCGUUGAUAAUUUAAAAAAUAAUGAUUCAUUUAUCACUAUGAAAGAUAAUCCAGUUACGGAAACUAUAUUAAGUUCAAGAGAAGUAUGGAGACAAGCAAAUGAAUUACCAAAUGAAGAAGUUGAAAAAGAAGAGAUCAUACAGGACGAGGUUGCACCAGCUGAUAUAUCAAGUGAAAUAAAUGAGGAUGAAUUUGUUGAUGCUGCUGAAGAACAAGAUGAGGAAAAUAUUUUCGAACAAUCGGCUUCUGAAGCACCAGAAUCUGAUUCAGAUCUAGAUAUAGAUGUCAAUUCAAAAAGAGUUAUCAAACGUAUACCUAAAGCUACUGAUGAUUUCACCGAAGCAGCAAUUGAAGAUGUUGAUUUAGAAGAUAAAAAACGUAGAAAGAAAACAUUACGUUUUUAUACUUCCAAAAUUGAUAAAGCUGCAAACAAAAGAGAACAAUCAUAUUCUGGUGAUAUGGAUGUACCUUAUAAAGAACGAUUAUUUGAAAGACAACAAAGAUUAAUUGAAGAAGCAAGACAAAGAGGAUUAGAAAAACAAGAUAUUGAUAUUAAUUCAGAUAAUGAACUACAAGAAGUCAAUGAUUAUUAUAAUUCAAUAAAAGAAGCAAAACAAAAUAAAAAAGAUGCAAGAAAAUUGGCACAUUUACAAGCUGUUCAAGCUGCUAAAGAAGGUAAAUUGGCUGAAUUUCAGGAAAAUUUGGGUGAAGAGGGUAAAAGAGCUAUUAAUUAUCAAAUACUUAAAAAUAAAGGUUUAACACCACAUAGAAAGAAAGAAAAUAGAAAUUCAAGAGUUAAGAAAAGAAAACAAUAUGAAAAAGCACAAAAGAAACUUAAAUCAGUUAGACAAGUUUAUGAUUCCAAUAACAGAGGUCCUUAUGAAGGUGAAAAGACAGGUAUUAAGAAAGGUUUAUCUAGAUCUGUUAAAUUAAUAUAA
Insectozyma verbasci is the source of this 1626-nucleotide messenger RNA. The record is from the annotation of a GenBank genome assembly. NCBI's taxonomy places the organism in Eukaryota, Fungi, Ascomycota, Pichiomycetes, Serinales, Debaryomycetaceae.